Messenger RNA from Lagopus muta (rock ptarmigan), 1684 nucleotides. It is a transcript of the gene BHLHE23, whose product is annotated as basic helix-loop-helix family member e23. The record is from RefSeq and is a predicted model, not a curated record. The coding region runs from base 56 to 718 and encodes 220 amino acids. The transcript has a single exon. NCBI's taxonomy places the organism in Eukaryota, Metazoa, Chordata, Aves, Galliformes, Phasianidae. Gene Ontology annotation, molecular function: protein dimerization activity.
GCGGAGCGGCGGGGCCGCCUCCUCUCGGUUCUUUUUCGGCGCUGAGGCGGCGGCGAUGGCCGAACUCAAGUCGCUGGGCGGCGAGGCGUACCUGGCGCUGGCCCCGGGCUACGGCCCGUCGGCUUUCGCUUACGGCGGCGCCGAGGGCCCGCGGGGUGCCUACGCGGGGGGCGGCGGGGCGGACUUCCACCCCGGGGCGCUGGGCAAGUCGGCGGAGAGCAGCGGCGAGCAGAGCGGCGACGAGGAGGACGGCUUCGAGGCCGGGGUGAAGGGCGGCGCGGCCUUCGAGAGGGAGGGCAAGCUGAAGGCAGCGGCGCUGGGCAAGAAGCCCAAGGAGCAGCGCUCGCUGCGCCUAAGCAUCAACGCGCGGGAGCGGCGGCGGAUGCACGACCUGAACGACGCGCUGGACGGGCUGCGUUCCGUCAUCCCGUACGCCCACAGCCCCUCGGUGAGGAAACUCUCCAAAAUCGCCACCCUGCUGCUGGCCAAGAACUACAUCCUCAUGCAGGCGCAGGCUCUGGAGGAGAUGCGGCGGUUGGUGGCCUACCUGAACCAGGGCCAGGCCCUCAGCGCCCCGCUGCCCGCCACCCUCAACCCCUUCGGACAGACGGCUGUGUAUCCCUUCACCGGCACGGCCUUGCCCGGCUGCCCCGAGAAAUGCACUGCCUUCACAGGAGCCGCCUCUGCUCUCUGCAAACACUGCAGCGACAAGCCUUGACUUCUGCCUUCUCCGGGCUUCUUCUCGGUUUCUUUUUCUUUUUCUUUUUUUUUUUUUUUUUUUCCUUCCGUGCUUUUUUUCCCACCACCAUCAGCCCUGGCUUCCUACCAUCAGUUAAGUCUGGGUUUUUUUUGUUUUUUUUUUUGUUCAUUUCUCGUAUACUUCCCCCUGGACCUCAUAUUGGAAACAUUUGGCCAUUACACCGACCCAAAAAGCACACCUGUUAUUAACUCCGUUUAGUUCUCCCCCUGUGCAGCUUCAUCCAUAGAGUCAUUUCCUUCCCGCGCUGUUAGUGGACUGUGCACAUAACAUUUCUGCUUGUGAAGUUCUUGAGCAGUUCUUAAACUGAACUCCAGAAUCACGGAGGGGGGGGAAGAUCUGGAGGUGGAAACCUCAGUGGGAUUUUUUGGGGGCCAUAGUUGAUCUGGGUUCAAAACAGCUUAGAAGAAACAAAACCCAGCCCCAAAGCUAUGCAAUGUUUCAGAAUCGCACGUAAACUAGAGGGGUUCCUAUGUAGCCAGAUGGGGUUUGAUUGUGCCCACGAAUCCCAGUGCAAAUGUCGUUUGCUUGGCUUGUGGGAAGGAGGAAGCUUGGUGCCCCUGAUAAAAUUACAGAUGCUUCAAAAUAAGAUGCAGUCUUGUGCUUUGAAAAAAAGAAAUUCUUGAACUGAGGGGAGUCUUGAUUGUAUGCUAAUGCCUGCUUUUUGCCUGUUUCUCAGCGUGGUUAAGUUUUCCAGGUUUUCCAAAGCCUUUGCGCAUCAUGAUAAACAAACAAAAAAGUCACUUAACAUAUUUAUAUGUAUUUAUAAUAAAUAAAAGACAUGAAUAACUGUUUUCUCUGUCCUACAUGUCUCUAAAGCCAGCUGGUAGUCAGAGCACAGCCCCUGCUGAAGUCAGUUAAAGAGAUGCUGCAGCAGUGCUUCACAGGGUACCAGUGUGAAGUUAGGUGAACAAUCGUACUUUGAAA